Messenger RNA from Truncatella angustata, 1242 nucleotides. Its product is annotated as XPA protein C-terminus-domain-containing protein. The record is from RefSeq and is a predicted model, not a curated record. Gene Ontology annotation, biological process: base-excision repair; nucleotide-excision repair, DNA damage recognition; UV-damage excision repair. NCBI's taxonomy places the organism in Eukaryota, Fungi, Ascomycota, Sordariomycetes, Amphisphaeriales, Sporocadaceae. Bases 1 to 1242 code for a protein of 413 amino acids. The transcript has 2 exons. Gene Ontology annotation, molecular function: damaged DNA binding. Gene Ontology annotation, cellular component: nucleotide-excision repair factor 1 complex.
AUGCCUCGUCCAUCCACUCCUCCUAGAGCCACAAACCCCUCCAAGGCAGCAAUCUCCCCUCCGACCCCAGAGGUGACUCGUCGCAUCGAGGAAAACCGUUUAAAGGCCAAAGCCCGCCGCGAACAACUCGAAGCCGCCCAACGAGCUGCAGGUGUCCCUUCCCUGCCUCGCACCAGGUCUGGCUUCGUCGCUACCGACGAAAUUCACAUACCGAACUCGCGCAAGCGGCCGCAUGAGGAGAUCGUCUCCGUCCGCAACACACCCGCCAUUAGUCGAGAUGGGCGCAUUAACGGCGCGUCUAUCGCCAAAGAUGCCGGCGCACCGCCCCAGGACGGCGCGGACUCUAUACGGCCGGCCAAGAAAUUUACAAAGUUUGUAGACUACGACUUUGACAAAAUCACAGAUUCAAAGGGAGGCUUCUUGAGUGUAGAGGAUGAUCCUUGGAACAAAGCCAUGAGUGGUGGUCCGGCAUCUACCUCCGGAAGUGCAAAGCCGGGCCAGCCUGCCGAGCCGGGCCAGGAAAAGCCUAAAGGCAUGACGGAGGCAGAAUGGGAACGGCUGCAAAUACUACGGAAACUACGACGGCAAAAAGCUGGGCCUUACGAGCCAGGGCUUAGCGUCAUCAACGCAGCGGAGCGCAAGAAAUGUCGAGAGUGCCAAAGCCUGGAGAUUGACUUUGUCUGGGACGAGGUGUUCAAUAUCUCUGUGUGCAAUAGGUGCAAAGAAGCAUCGCCGGAGAAAUACAGCUUAUUGACCAAGACAGAAGCUAAAGAAGAUUAUUUGCUCACAGACCCGGAACUGCGAGAUGAGGAACUGCUGCCGCAUUUGAGCAGACCCAAUCCGCACAAGAGCCACUGGCACGACAUGAUGCUGUUUCUGCGGUGUCAGGUGGAGGAGUAUGCCUUCUCGGACAAGAAAUGGGGCAGCACAGAAGCCCUCGAUGCCGAGUUCGAAAAGAGGGAAGCAGAAAAAAGGAAGAGGAAAGAAGAAAAGUUCAAGUCGAAGCUGCUUGAUCUCAAGAAGCGAACCAGAACAGAAGCAUACAGAAGAGAACAUGGCAGGCUAGGGUCUGGCGCCGGUAUUGGCAGAAGGAAAAAUGGCGAGACGGCCAAGUUUGGAGAUGCGGUGCCCAACAUGGGACGGCACGUGCAUGAAUGGGGUAGGGCGAUUGAGAACGAGGAGGGCAUGACGGUGAAAACGUGCACAACUUGCGGAAUGGAGGUCGAGGAACUAGAGUUUUGA